Oncorhynchus tshawytscha (Chinook salmon) is the source of this 1514-nucleotide messenger RNA. RefSeq names its product RIB43A domain with coiled-coils 1 (gene ribc1). The record is from RefSeq and is a predicted model, not a curated record. The coding region runs from base 272 to 1420 and encodes 382 amino acids. Lineage: Eukaryota; Metazoa; Chordata; Actinopteri; Salmoniformes; Salmonidae. The transcript has 8 exons.
GUAUCCAAAGCGCCACAAUGCUACUGUUUAUUUCUCACAUUUAACAAAAUGGCAUUUGUAAUCGAAUGUAUUCACACUCACUGGUGUCAUUAUUAUUACCGUGAAACUGAUAGGGUCAAUCUUGUCAUCGAGAUACUUUUUUUGUUGCACAUUUAGUUCACUGGUGUUGUCAUGGUGAUUUGUGUCGACUAAACAAAAGGCGAGUGAAGAAGGUGACCUUUGAAUGAUGAUAGUUGCACCUGUUUUGUGAUACACCAGACCUAGAAGAGGCAUGUAUAAAGUGGAUUUGCCGGUGGACAACUCCGCGGAUGUGGCAGUGGAACGCCGACGGGCCGCAGAGGCUGCGCGCCAGGCUCGCAUUUUCAACACCAGACACCGAGUGAUGGGUCUGGAUCUCAAAGCACUGGAGCAACAGGUGGCGGAGAACAAAGAACGGGAGGAGAUGGCGGGUCAGAGAGAGAGGGCUUUCGACAUGUUGAGAGUGACUCAAGAUGAAGUGUUGAUGAAACAGCAGCAGGAGGAAGAGGAGAGGAGAGCAGAGUUAAACAGAGACCUCAUCCAGUACCGGGCCAUCCGACAGCGGGCAGAAGACACCCGGGAUGCUGAUCUCAAUGUUCACCUGCAGGGGGCGCUCGGGUUGUCCAUUCCCAUCCCAGAGUCUGAGCUGGGACCUGCCAGUAUGCAAGUGUUCCAGGGAGAAGGCAUUGGGGACAAUGACAAGAGGAGAGCUCAGAUGGAGCAGACAGAGAGAGCACUACGAGCACAGAGAGAACAGAGUGAGAAACUACAGAAGGAGAAUAAACUCAAAGAGCUACUGAAAGGCAAGGAGCUGGUACAGCAGGACCUGAGGGCUGUUCAGUUAGACGCUCUGGAAGAGGAGUGUAAGAGGGCUGGCCGCAUCGCUCUCAACAACUACAACCAUGCUCAGGCUGCAGAGUGUGUAGAGAAAGAGAGGAAGGAGCGCAUGUGGAAGGAGGGCAAGGAGAUGGCGGAGGUGUGGCACAUGGUGACAUCAGACAUCCUAACGGAAUGUCCCAAGGCUGCAGAGAGACAAGUAGACGGAGGCCCAGUGGGCGGGCCCAGGGUGCUGACGGACAGGUGGAGGGGGAUGAGCCCCGUUCAGCUGAGCGCUAUCCGCAGGCAGAGAGAGGAACAGCGCCUAGAGGGAAAGAGGCUGAGGGAGAUUGAGAGGCAGAGAGACGCUGCCUGGGACUUCCAGCGCAUGGUGCAGACCCGAGAGGAUGACGAGGAGGAGAGGAAAGCGAUGGAGCUGAAGAAGGAGAAGAGGAUGGAGAUGGACCGAUACAAUGAACAGCUGGCCAGAGAGCAGCGCGAACAUCAGCAGUUCCUGUCCAAGACGCUGUACACCAACAGACCCACGGCCCAGUACUUUACUCAGUUCAGCAGCAGCUCACGCUGAGAUGACCAACACAAACUCACCGCACAAUACUGGAUCUCAGAUUUAGACGAUGUGCACAACACAACAAGCAAAUAAAGUUGAUGAUAUAGUCAUA